AAUUAACUACCACUCUUAACAAAUUAAUUGUGAAAAAGUGAUGCUGAUUUCAGUAUAAAGUCACUGAAACUUUCACGGUACAGUCACUUGGGAUUUACAGUAGCAUCUGUGCGAUACACUAAGACUACGAAACUCUUACCUCAAACAAGCCUACCAACCCGCAAAUCAAAGAUGAUGCUAAAAGCUGUGCUUCUGGCCGUGCUGGCAACUUUGGUGACUGACGCCAGCGCAAGGGUUCCCCACCCCAAAGUGAAGGACUACGAUGAGUUGGACCUGCCUAUCUUCAACUACACUCUCGACAACGGUGUCUUGGAAGAUGUCCUUAACGUCUCAGUCACCUACGCUGUCUCCGACGGGUACUUCUACCCCACAUUCGGGGAAGAAGAAGAAGUGACCGGCGACAACUGGUACAACCUCACCAUCCCCAUGCAGUACCCCAACUCCUUCGUCGUUCUCCUGAGCCAAUACGGAUUAGUGAAAGCUGGCGAGAACGUGACUCAAGACGGGUUCAUAUACGCGGAGGCCGGGGACAGCAAAUUCGCCCUCAAGUUGAACUUGAGCGUGACCAGCGAUGGCGACGACGACGUGGUGGUCGACUACUUCGCCGCGGAGGUGGCCGCCGAGGAGAUCGUCCUCAAACUCGUCGAGAACCCGGUCGAGGAAGAGGAUCCCCUGGACCAGAACCAAGCCGCCAAGGAAGGCUUCCUCAAGAAACUCACCGAGGUCUACAGCAACGCCAUCGUCCCCUACCUCAACCAGCCCGUCCAGACCGAGGAGGAAGGAUCCGUCAGCCUCGCCAAAGUCAGACGCCAUCUCAAGCGCGGACCCCUCAAGCACCUCAAACUCCCGAAAUCCCUCACAUUCUAGACGCACACGCUCUCACCUCGUUGUCUCCCGGACGAAAGAACGUAACUCCAUUCCAAUGUUGUCAAAUUUCCCCUCGAAAAUUGUCUAAUAAUCAGGAGAAUUUUGGGUAGUUCUGACAGAAAUUUUCCCUGAUUUUUCUCUAGAUUCCAAGCAAAAACAGAGAUAUUUUGGAUACAAAUUGCUUACGUACAUUUUUGUAAAAUAAAUUAAUUGUUUAAGUCAAUUUGGCAACCUUGAAAUGGAGUUACGUUCCUUCGUGCGGGAGACGACGACCUGUUCUUUAAAGUUUCAUUCAACGAUUUGGGAUUGAAGGGAAAACUGUAGCCGUAAAAUGAAUCGAAUUCAAUAAAACACAAAAGUUAUGCGAACGCAA
Bemisia tabaci is the source of this 1240-nucleotide messenger RNA. RefSeq lists its product as uncharacterized. NCBI's taxonomy places the organism in Eukaryota, Metazoa, Arthropoda, Insecta, Hemiptera, Aleyrodidae. The record is from RefSeq and is a predicted model, not a curated record.